AUGGCCAACAACGUCGAUGAGGACUUCGAGGAAGAGGAGGUUUGGGCGACUCUGGUGGAUAAUGGUAUCGAUCAACCUACUCCAAAAAACCAGCCAACAUCCCGUGCUGCUGCUAACUGGAGCCCUUCGAGUGAUGCGAGGAUGAUGAUUCCGUGUGGUAGGAGAGUACUGAGUGCUCAAAGCACUCCUCCAGUCAGCAUCCGGCCUGACUGGUCUAAGAUCCUCGAGCGCGUACAGGGAAGUACUAGUCAUGGUGAAGAAUUAGGUGGUGGAAGAAAUGACAAUGUCAGCGAUGGCGAUGAUGAUGAAGAUGAUGGGGAUCCUCCCCAUGAGUGGCUGGCCAAGAAGAUGGCCAAGACUCACAUCUCAUCCUCUGUCUGUGAAGGAUCCGGGCGGACCCUCAAGGGAAGGGAUCUAAGCAAGGUGAGGAAUGCUGUGCUCACCAAGACUGGUUUCUUAGAGGAAGAGAUAUAA
Zingiber officinale is the source of this 474-nucleotide messenger RNA. RefSeq lists its product as uncharacterized. The transcript has a single exon. The record is from RefSeq and is a predicted model, not a curated record. Bases 1 to 474 code for a protein of 157 amino acids. Lineage: Eukaryota; Viridiplantae; Streptophyta; Magnoliopsida; Zingiberales; Zingiberaceae.